Capra hircus (goat) is the source of this 6285-nucleotide messenger RNA. RefSeq names its product solute carrier family 35 member B4 (gene SLC35B4). Gene Ontology annotation, molecular function: UDP-N-acetylglucosamine transmembrane transporter activity; UDP-xylose transmembrane transporter activity. The record is from RefSeq and is a predicted model, not a curated record. Gene Ontology annotation, biological process: transmembrane transport. The coding region runs from base 303 to 1298 and encodes 331 amino acids. Lineage: Eukaryota; Metazoa; Chordata; Mammalia; Artiodactyla; Bovidae. Gene Ontology annotation, cellular component: Golgi membrane; endoplasmic reticulum membrane. The transcript is spliced from 10 exons.
GAAGCGGAAUACGUCGCAGCCGGACGUACGGGCGCGCGGCAUUCUGGGAAGUGUAGUCUAGAACGGACUCGGACGCCCCCUCGUAUGAAUGGGGCUCCGGUUGACGGCGAACUACAGCUCCUUGACCGGCAGCGUUGGUGGCAGCCGCUGAGAAAAGGGAGACCGUCACGCACCCCGGAGAGCGGCGCUCCAGGACGGUGGUGAUGUUCAGUGCCGCGGCGAGGCGGUAGCCGGGCUUCCAGGGGUAGUGGUCUAGUUGGGCGCUUCCUCUGCGCUCUCGCUCCCCUUCCCCUGUCUUGGCAAUGCGCCCGGCCUUCGCGGUGGGCCUGGUUUUCGCAGGCUGCUGCAGUAAUGUGAUCUUCCUAGAACUCCUGGCCCGGAAACAUCCAGGAUGUGGGAACAUCGUGACAUUUGCGCAGUUUUUAUUUAUCGCUGUGGAAGGCUUCCUCUUUGAGGCUGAUUUGGGAAGGAAGCGUCCGGCUAUCCCAAUAAGGUACUACGCCGUGAUGGUGACCAUGUUCUUCACUGUCAGCGUGGUGAACAACUACGCCCUGAAUCUCAACAUCGCCAUGCCCCUGCACAUGAUAUUUAGAUCUGGUUCUCUAAUUGCCAACAUGAUUCUGGGAAUUAUCAUUUUGAAAAAAAGAUACAGUAUCUUCAAAUAUACCUCCAUUGCCCUGGUGUCUGUGGGGAUAUUUGUUUGCACUUUCAUGUCAGCGAAGCAGGUGACUUCCCAGUCCAGCUCAACUGAGAAUGAUGGAUUCCAGGCAUUUGCAUGGUGGUUGCUAGGCAUUGGGGCACUGACUUUCGCUCUUCUGAUGUCUGCAAGGAUGGGUAUUUUCCAAGAGACUCUGUACAAACAAUUCGGGAAACACUCCAAGGAGGCUUUGUUUUAUAAUCACGCCCUUCCACUUCCUGGUUUCAUCUUCUUGGCUUCUGACAUUUAUGACCAUGCAGUUCUGUUCAAUAAUUCUGAACUGUAUCGGGUUCCAGUCGUUGGUGUGACAGUGCCCGUCAUGUGGUUCUACCUCCUCAUGAAUGUCAUCACUCAGUAUGUGUGCAUCCGGGGCGUAUUCAUUCUCACCACAGAAUGCGCCUCCCUCACCGUCACCCUUGUCGUGACACUGCGCAAGUUCGUCAGCCUCAUCUUUUCCAUCUUGUACUUCCAGAACCCUUUCACCCUGUGGCACUGGCUGGGCACCUUGUUUGUCUUCAUUGGGACCCUCAUGUACACAGAGGUGUGGAACACCCUGGGGGCCACCAAAGGCCAGCCUCAGAAGGAGGAGAAGAAGAACUGAGGCCCAGCUGCAGUAGAGACCCGAGGCUGAUGGUCUGGGGCCUGGCUGCUGUUUCACCUUGGUUAAUGCUGAAUUACCCACCGGGUACCAGGGAAUCCUCAGAGGGAGGGGCUUCUCAGAUUUCUCAUGGCUCUGCAGACCCACAUUUGUGGACCCUGAGUAGAAGCCCCUCUACCCUGAAGUAGAAAAGAGAACGGUUCUCCACUAUCGGGUAGCCCUGUUCAUUUGUUAUUUCUGUUUUGUUUACCAAAAUAUUCAGCACUGUACUGGCUUACUGAAUUCUGAGUCCCCAGAGCUACUAGUUUUAUAUCCAUGGUCUCAGACAAGAUUCUCCCUGUUCUGAUGAUUCUCUUCUGUAACAGCCAUCCUCCUCCUGGGGCCUUGACCCCUUGCUCCAUCACCCUGCCACCCGCAGCUCCACUCUUCCGUCUGACGCUCCAGGCACCCUCACCAGGAAGAGAACUGAGGCUCCGGUGAUAGUGGGGCUGGGCUUUCUCCCGAGAGUUGGGAAAGAAGCAGGUGUCCCUGUGUGCCCUGGUGACACUGGGGCAAGACUGGUGGGAAUCCUUUCCCACAUUUUUCCUUUUUUUCCUCCCUCUAUGCAACAGUCAUGUGCUUUCAUACCUUUUGCUUUCUACUGCAGCAAUUCUCUAUGGCACAGUGCUAAAGAAGAGUUGUAUAUGAAUUGGGAAAGAGAGACUUUUACUCUCUGUCUUCUCUCAGUUGUCUGAGUCAUUUAACCUCAGGGUUAGAUGGUGAUGCCAGGAGGACACAGGAGAAACUGGCCAAGAGGGCACUUGGAGAGCCUCGGGCUCUCCCGCCUCUACACCCAGCCAGGCAUUCAGGGCGGGUUCCACGUGGGAGAGAGGUUAAGUCUUUGAAAUGCUGCUUAAUCAGAGAGGUUCAUCUCUGCCUGGCAACUCUUUUCAGAGUUAUGACCAGUCAGGCUAAUGGGUAAACCAAUAUAUUCAGUAUGCGUGGGUGUGGUGUAUCAGGUCAAACUACAUCUGAAGUAGAAGGGUUUUCUUUUUUUAAACAAGGCAUCUUAAUGUUCUUUGCUGGGUUUGGGGGUGAGCGUGUUUUUUUAUAUGUAGAAACCUGUCCCACCCCCUCCCCCCGCCUUUGCUAAUCAUUUCAAAUGUCUGGUUUUCCUCCCAUGGGAUAAUUUUGAGAAAGAACAACAGCGUUAGGGUGGCGUGUGUAGGGGUGUGUAUGCUCUUGUGUGGUUUGUGAUCACUGGUGAGAGGAGAACCUGAAAGUCAGUGUUUUAUUUCCUCAUCCUUCAACAGCCCUGACCUACAUCGUCUCACCAGGUAUGUGCUUUGAGGGUCCAUCAGAUUUACCAGCCUCUCUUUUUGCACAUAGAGGCCUCUGCUUCUGUGCUGGGCACAGAUUGUGUUCUUAAAUCGAGAGGUGGCUCUCCAAGUCUCCUGGGCUCACCCAAGGUAUGAUGUGUUUAUUCCACUUUCAGGAGCUGUUCUCUGAUGGGCCUGAGAUAAGUGUCCUAGAAACCCUGGGUCACUUUAGGGGAAGUCAGUUAAGCUGCCUCGGGUUUUUUGUUACAUACGGUAUGGAUACUGUUUCUCCAUCUAAGUCCCAGGGUUUUCAGAUCGAUUUGUUGUUCUGGACAUUGACAGCUGUGCUGUGCCAGUGAGAGUCUAUACUAAAAGAUGCUGAAUUAAGUGUGAAUUUGUUCAUGUACUCAAAAGGUAUUUAUUUAAUUUCUUUGAACUGUGUAGAGUUUCUCAGACUGGUGGUGCUAUAAAUACCAUGUGUUAAAUAGCCUCUUAAGAACAAAAGCUACUUUUCUUACUGUAUAAUAAAAGAACCUGUCCCCAGGGGCUGUUUGAUUGCUGCAUGUCUGGAGUCUUGACAGGAUAACUAUAGAGCUUUACAUGAAAUAGUAUCACUUUUUUAAUUUUUUUAAUGUGGAUGGGAAAUAUUACAAUUUUUAGUAACUGAAACAGUGUUGAUGUACACAGACAGCAUUUAACUGGGUUCCUGAGGUUUUAGGUUCUGCUUAUGGAGCGUGUGUUUCUCUCAGGCUGAACACUUCUGCUGGUCUUAUUCAUAGGAGGAUGGGCAUGGAUAGCUUAGGGCACUCGUACAAUGAAAUGAGUCCAUGUAAGAACACAGUGCCCUGGGAAUUGGUUUUUCUUUCCAGUAGUUGUAUAUAAGGAAAUACAUCUAACAGAUCCUAGUUAAUACUUUUUAAAAACAGUUUAUUCCCCACCUUGGUUAACUGUUUUUUCAGUCCUGGUUGAACUUGAUUUCAAUCGCUGUUGAAAGGGCAAAUAAACCAUUUUAGAGGAUCCAGCUCAUCUGUAGCUGGAGAAGAAACGUCUGUUAAAUGCCUCUCCUCUUUCUCUGGAUCAAGGCCAUGUAAUUUUGUGCCCCAGAGAGGGUAUGGUUUGUUUACAAAAGAGAUUGAUGUUUCAGGCAUCCAAAACUCUACCCUUAGAGCGAAGAUCAAAUAGCAAAUGACUAGCUAGAAAACACAAGUUUUGUGUGUGUAAAUGUACCUGUGAACUCACUUCAUAGCUUGACCAGGGUCAUAAAUGAGGCAAAAGGAGAAAGUUGGUGAUAUUUGAGUUUUUCCAUUUAAUGUCUGCAUAUCCUUUACCACAGUUUCAUUGUUGUAUUAUCAAUGCUUUUUCAUUUUUUAUCAGGAAUUUGUUUUUGGUCUUUUAUAUUCUUUUUCAUCCAGCUGAAACCAUUAAUCCAUUUAAUAAGUUUCUGUCAAGUUCUGAAGUAUUUGGACACAGACUAGAUAGUCUUUUCCUUCUUUCUGCACAGUUACCCACAGUGAAUACAGUACCUGAAAUUUGGUCAUUGCGUCCAGUGAAGAAAAACACAGAAGCUGAGUUGAUCUCUGCCAACCUCACCAAACCCCUUCCAUUCUUCUGGGAAGAUUACCUGGUGUUUUGUAAGGACUAUAAUAGCUUGUGUCAUUCCCUGAGCACCCUUCCUCCCUUCUGCGUAUUUUUUUUUUCACAUCCUAACCCCUACCUCCGAUUUCUUCAGCAGCCUCUGGUUACUCGUGUAGUUUUCUACUGAGCGACACCUAUAAUGUUGUAUUUAUUUAUGCCUCUAUUCUUUGGGGCCUCUAGGUGUCUUUUGUGGAUUUUUAUAGGAUAUACAUAUCUGUGUAGCAUGUAUUUUGUUAUACGUUGUUUUAAGCACUGAUACUAGGGGUGUGUAUGUAUACAGAUGCAAAUAUCGGGCAGAGCGAAUGUAUGUGUAGAUGAGUAAGAACAAGAAGGGUUAAUGUACAAAUGUUUAUAUACUGUUACAGCUCAAAGUGGGGUGGAGAAUCCUAUCAAUCCUACCACAUUCUUUUCUUUCUUAUUUGGGAAGCAGUAGUUUUCGUCUUUUGCUCUUUUUACCCUACCUCUAGCUGACUUCACUCACAGUGCCAAAUGUCUGUGGUGAGGGGAGGUGGGCCUCAUUAGGUCAGGAGUAAUUGUAAACCAAUGAAUUAGUUCUGGGCUGGGGGACACGCUUAUUGGUGGGCUAGCACAUAAGCCAAUAUAGCAAAGACCUGAGCAUCUCCACAAAUGCAUGGUGAAACGCACCCUAACAUGGAGAUAGGAAAUCAAGAUCCUACAUUGCUGUAGUUUGUUUCUCUUUGACUAGAACUAUGAGCAUUUUGGUCUCAAUAGCUUUAUCCUGAAAAAUGUGCAUGAAAGUUACCUAUGAGAGUUCAGUCACGGGUGAAAGAACUGUCAAUAUAGAUAAAAUCCAUUUUUAUUACAGAUGUGUGACCUUUGGAAAUGAGUAUAAACAGUAAAGUUAAGAAUAAGCAUUAACAUACAUGUGUGUACCAGGCUGGGCUGGGAGACAACUAUAGUUGUGUGUGCUCUCUAGUGCCUUCCUUAUAGUGGGCACUGCAGAGGAGGGAGGGACCAGGGUCUGACUUGCAUCCCAUGAAUAAAUAAAUCCUCGCCAAGAUCUCUUACUCCCUCAAGUUUCUGAGAAAGCUUCUAAUGGUUCUUGAUAGCUGUUCCCACCCUUCAUCAGUAGGUCAGCAAGAAAGCAAAUAACACAACAUUCCUGAGAUUCUAAGCCAGAGAAGGAAGGGAGGAUGCACACCAGUCGUGCAAAUGCCGCUUUCUGCUCUCCAGUGGCCAGUGGGAGGAGGGCAGAGCAUUACAUAUUUAGCACCUUGCAUCGUUUGAUGCUCAGUGCAAGCAGAGGCCCUCAGGGUACCAUUAAAGAUGCUUAAAAGUUUUUGGAGUAGGCUGCUUGGGGUGUCCCUUAUAUCUCCAAAGCUGGUAUAGUGGGUUUGCAUUGGCUGAUGCCUUUAAGCUCAUUGUCUUUUUGUCUCCUCAGAAUCACACGGAGAUUUACCUACUUAAAUCACUCAGCGUUCUACCAAAUGCCCUCAAUUUCAAUCAAGUAAGGCAAGCUGCAAGGGUACCAGAGAUAGGUGGGUGUGGGGAGGAAAGCUGGGUCUCCAUUUAUAAGACUCAUACUUUUUAAAGUAAACGUUGUAAUGAUUCUUUGGCACAUUGAUUUAUUUAUAGCUUUGAGAUGUAAAGAAGACUCCCGUGAACCAGGAGAAGCAGUAAUUAUUCCCCAACCUGCUAAAAAUGUUCCUUGUGUGUCACUUGCAAUCACAAGUCAUUUCUGUGCUAGUUGCUUUCAUUCCAGAGAAUGGCAUCAUCCUCUCCAAAAAGAGGAUGAUUUUUACAGCAGGAUUUUGUAACAGAUUAUGUGGCAUGGGGCUGGGGAAGGAUGAUGGGGAUUUGACUUAUCCAGCCUCUGAGCUCUUCAUUCAUAUUGUGAUUUAAGAACAAAGAUGGCGGUGGGAGGGGGCCGGUGGCUAGACAGUAGUGGAGUAUGUAGAACAGCUCAGACAUUAGUGAGUAUUCAGAUUUUGAGCUGUAUAAAUAUCAAAUGUCAGCUUCCAGCCUUCUGAGUUAUUUGAGCAGAGAGUUACAGAGAAAAGGGAGAUUUUGUGAAUAAAAUGUUUUUGCCAAACAAA